GUCUGCUACACCGCAGCGCGUUCUCGGAGUUUCAACUCGAGCCUGCCUGCUACCGUGCAACCGUUUUCACAUCUGGCGACGAUCGACAACGGCGCGAUCGCCAAUCGUUCCAGUUCGUGAAUACACUCCCGAGAACGGUCCUCGAAGGGAGGACAGGUUUCGUCCUUUUUUUUAUCCGGCGAAGAGGGGCAAGCCUCUGCGCGACCGACGUGCAUCUGAUCCCCGUCCGGAAUCGGCCGGUUUUUUUUUUUUCAUGCCGCGCGCGCGCGCGCGUGUGUGGAGUCGCCCAUCUAGCCUCAUUCUCAUCGGCAGUCACCCAACGACGCAGCGAGCUGCUGCUCACCCUCGCUCGCUAGCAGUUGCCGUCGCCGCAGCGGCUUUUCCCGUGGCCUCCGAAGCCGUGCGUCGCCUCCUACGUGCGGCUCAACAACCGCCGUCAGUUUAGUGCGUGUGUUGCCCCAUCCGAAGAAGACGGCGACUUCGGUAACGAUGACUACUGCUACUACGACUGCGAAGGUCAGCGUCGUCGGUGACGCGCGGUGAUACGGCUCAACGACUUCGCGGUGGUCGGGGCCGGCGCUGCGUUUUGACCGCGGAAGCCAGGACACCGCCUCCCGCGGCCGCUGCGCUACGCGCCAUCGAAAGUUCGUCGUCGUCUGCUUCUGCGUGCGGUAGCAGACGGACGGUGUUUUUUGCUAAGCCUAACGCAAUCCGUUCGCUUACUUCUUUGGGCCCCCUCGACGGGCGAACGGGUUGUGUUGCACGCUUCGACUUUUCAGUGGUGUAAUACAUCUAGUGGCUUCGGUGUUGACGCGCGCGCGUGUGUGUGACUGUGUGUUGUUUUGUCACCGUAUGUGUGGUGUGUAUGUGUGUGUGUUGACAUCGUCUGGCCGUCGUUUUACUCGAUACAUCUGUGUGUGACAGCACUUGAGUGUCAUAAGGAGUGCAACGGUUGAAUCUCUACAUAGCCGGGGGCCGUACAAGGUGGACACACCAGCGGCGUUCACGUUGAAGUCGGCUUCCGACAGGAACUGUAGGUAGUGAGAAGAAAGGAGAGUGAUUGAUCGUCGACUAUGGGACAGCCUCAGAGCCGGGCGACGCCCGCCGGUAUGGGCUACACAAACCAGGGCGGAUCACCGGAACUGAGGCCGCGUCGGCAUUCCACGCGACUGUCGGCGCGUCGCGCCCGCGUCGGCAUGGACCGUUUACGACGGAGCCUGCGAGACAGCCUUCGGCGCGGUGCACGUCGGGAGCACGUGCCUGAAUGCAGCAAGCCACACCAGUGGCAGGCGGACGAGGCGGCUGUCCGGGCUGGAACUUGCACCUUCCCGGUCAAAUACCUCGGCUGUGUCGAAGUCUUUGAGUCUCGUGGCAUGCAGGUGUGUGAAGAGGCCCUGAAAGUUUUGCGCAACAGCCGGCGGCGCAUGGUGCGGGGUACACUGCACGUGACGGGCGACGGCCUCCGGGUGGUGGACGAGACGGGCACCCGGGGCCUGCUGGUCGACCAGACCAUCGAGAAGGUGUCGUUCUGCGCGCCCGACCGCAACCACGACCGCGGCUUCUCGUAUAUCUGCCGCGAUGGCACCACACGACGAUGGAUGUGCCACGGAUUCUUGGCCCUCAAGGACUCGGGGGAGCGGUUGAGCCACGCUGUGGGCUGUGCCUUUGCGGUGUGCCUGGAGCGCAAGCAGAAGCGUGACAAGGAGAGCGUCCUCAUGAGCAUCGACCCGAAGACGUCGAGCUUCACUCGCACGGGCUCCUUCCGGCAAGGCUCCCUCACCGACCCUGUCCUGCCCCACGACCCCCAGGAGGGAAAACCUUCAGAAACACCACCAGUGAAGGCAGUGGUGAACCCGUACGCGAUCGAGCGGCCGCACGCGACAGUGACGCUGCUGCAGAGGCAGGGUUCCUUCCGGGGCCUGGGCAGCCUGAGCCAGGCGUCGCCCUUCAAGAGACAGCUGUCCCUGCGGCUCAACGAGCUGCCCUCGACGCUUGAGCGACAGCGCGCCAUGUCCCUCGACGCCGCCACCACCGACCUCUUCCAGCCACCCACUGCACGACACAACGGAUUCACCAACGUGCCCCCUCCGAUACCCGAGUCCUCUCCGCUGAGCGAGAGGCCCGACACCAUCAGCGCCAUGUGCCAGCAGGUGAGCCAGGGGCUCACCCUGCUCAGCGACUCAGCCAGGGACGACCCGUUCCGGGAAAAGGAUGCACCACAACAGCCACUGCCACAAGCCGGCGUGGCACCCGUGCAACAGAGCAACCCCUGGGCUGACUCCUCUCGCGCCGAUGCCUGGCUGGCCUCCCUGCCCACCCAGUCCUCUUCUCCGGCUCCGCCUCCCGCCCGACAGAGCCCCGCGCCCAUAGCGGCCCCGCCCCACGUCCUGCCCCGUCGAGCUGGCGCUCCACAGCUGCGCAGCCAGUCGCUGAGCGCCGCCGACGGACUAGUGUCUCCGACGCGUUCUGCCUCGCUCUUCACCUCCCACUGGGCCAAGGAACCGCCGCAGACUCCACCCCUCGUGGGCAAUGCCACACCCCCGCUGUCAGGAGACGCCACGAGCUCUGCCCUCCAGGACCCCUUCGAUGCCGAGUGGGCAUCCCUACCAGCCCAAAAAGGGUCGGUGGCGACCAAUCCGUUCGUGGCCCCUAAUGCCGUGAAGGCCUUCGAGGUGCACCUCUAGUGGCGCAACUUUGCUUUUUCUCGUGCGCAGGAUUUUUAUCGUGCCGGUGCAUUUCGAGGCCACCGGCAGCUGAGGGAACCGUGCUUGAAUGCCCGUGUCGGCAACGACAAGCAGUAGUCUCGGUCUUCGGGAAGAGCUUAGCGUCCUUAAUCCAAGUCGAGCGGUAUUGUCGCGACGUACGCGUUUCGAGCGAAAUUGCAAGAUGAUAGUGCAACGUUGGUAGAGAAACCCUCUUUCGUUCAAGAGAAGCCGAGGGAUGUGCUGCAGCAAAUGCGCCCCGGAAAGUGUCUUGUAAGAGAUAGCUUUUCGGUCGCGCUCCCUUUUUAUUAGCUGUCUCUCCCAUUUUUAUGUUUCUCCCGAAUUUUAGUAGCCUGCCAUUUCGUUUCAUUUCUGCAUCACAUUCAUGUUGUUGGGUGUCUUAAGCGUGCACGUUUGACUACAAGCGCUCUUUUUUUGUACAUACGAGGCCGUCGCGGCGAUAUCCUCUUACAGGCCUGCCCUGAGACUGGUCCAGAGGAAAGAAAGAAUUCUAUCGCAACCUUUCGAGUAUCUUGUUCCCCGGGCUAUGUGCCCGCAUAUUCCUAGCGUGCCCUCCCCUCUCGAGAACCUGCUUGUGGCAAAGCUUAUUACGGUGCCAACUGUUUUCUUUCGCGGUACUCUGCCGCAACGUUGCAUUCCACUCAAUAGUGUUGCCGGGCAUCCGUCCUAUUUAGUCGGCAGCGGUUGACGUCCUCCGCCGGCUUUUCCUCUCUGUCAAUGAACUUGCAUUUCCCGAAACAUCCCGAGAGGAGGUCGGUGCAUCCACUCGAAAUACCUCCCUUUUUACCCGUUGUAUGCGUGAAUGUGGGGAGUGAAGUGUAUUUAUGCCACCCUUUUUUUUCUCUCUCUCUCUCUCGAUCGUCUUCAUAUACUGCUUUUUCUUUUCCUAGAGAGCUUAUUACGGCUGAACCGAGCCCCAUACGGCGAGGUCACCUCUCUCCCACUUCAUAAUACGCUACAAAACAGUGGGUUGAGAACUACUAUGAAAGUGAAGGAAUAGGCCGAUGUUACAAUUGCCGAAACGAAGGUGCUUGUUUAUACCCUUCCCCCUUCGCAUUCUUUCGUUUUCGCGGACGAUUCAUUGCAGGGUCAUCUCGUUCGCGAAGCUUCGGCAUUUCUUUUUGUUUCAUGUUACCCCUUGUAUCGUGUCGUUCAUCGUUCGGGUUCUUUUUCCGUGGUUUUUGCAAGUGUCAAAACGAGAGUCGCUAGAAUCGGCCGGACGUCCUGAGUCGUCGUUUGCGACGCGUUAUUCGCUGCAUCUUGGGGUGUAAAGUGUGUGUAUGUUUCAGCUUUUAACUGUUUGUGCGACGAACUGUUUUGAGGCUGUGCUUUCGUAGACUGUUACUUCCGGAAGGAAGUUAGCGCUGUUUUCGAAGAACGAAGAAUGGUUGUACAAGGCUGGUUGACAAUGUGUACAAAGGAAGGAAAGAAACUACUAGUUGUGUGUUUUCGAUGUUUGGAAGCUUUUUGUCUCUGCUUCUUUCUGCAAAAAACUCUUAAGCUGAAAAAGCACGUGAAGGACUGUCUAUUAUGAAUUGCCGCGUCUUUAGUUUUCAUUGUCCUUACACGCAUUUCUUCUUCUCAGUUGUAUGCGUCGCUCUCGACUCUGUGAAAGCGGUGCAACACGACAGCUGUGAAGCGCCUUAUGGCUUUCUUUCUUUUUUUUAUUGUUAUCACGUUUUCGUUCUUGCCGACUACAUUCGUGUUGGUGUGUAUCCACAAGUUAUGUAAUAAAUGAGUAUGACAGUGAUCAAGUUAA
Messenger RNA from Rhipicephalus microplus (southern cattle tick), 4482 nucleotides. Its product is annotated as protein numb. Gene Ontology annotation, cellular component: cytoplasm. The record is from RefSeq and is a predicted model, not a curated record. Lineage: Eukaryota; Metazoa; Arthropoda; Arachnida; Ixodida; Ixodidae.